CUGUUGCUGAACAGGGCUGAAAUCUCAGGAGGCUGAGGCUGAUUUAGCCUUUCCACCAAUCAGAUCGCUCAUGUCCCCCCCCCUGAUACUGGACACAUGGAACAGUUCCAUUCCUCUCCUCUCCAGCUCACAUUCACUCGUAGACGGGUUCUACUGGAUAUCUGAAGCUGACAUCUUGGGUUUGGACUUAUUUUUAUUUUUUUGUUCACACUCAGGUGAAGUUUGAUUUGAUCUAUUUGACCAAAUUUGAUCUAUUUCGUUCUGGAUGAGUAGACUGCGUAAUUAGCUACUUCAUAAUACGGCACCUUUUGUGUUUUCUGUUGAUCCUGAUUUUGCCCUGUGCGCCGUCAAACACCGAGCUCACCGAGGAUUUCAAACCUGCGGUUGCUGCCGUGCUUCCUCUCCUGUUUGUUCAACCCCAAGAGGCUCUGGACUCCUGGCGAUGGCAGGCCUCACAAAGAGACACCAUGGCAACUUUCCCCAGAGGACAGCAGCCUCGUUGCCACUGGGAGAUGGAUGCAGAGCGCGCCUGGCGCAGGAGGCCCUGACACCAGAGACGGGUCCAUAUCUGGUAACAGCAGCGGAGGAGUCAGCCACGGCGGUGAAAAAUCUCAACAUUUCAGGAUUGUGCCGCUUGGAAAAGGAGGAAAACUGGUCCAGGAGAGAAAGAAUCAGAGCAGCUUCUUCUGGGAAACUGCAAACUCAGGCUGACAAAACUGUCCAAGCUUUACUGAAGAGAAUAAGGAUUCACCCAGAGGCCCAGAGGAUUCUGGGUAAGUCGCCCAUUGCUGUUGUGAGCCUGGAGCGCCUGAACUUCCAGUCUGUUUCAUCAUCAUCUCUGCAGCCUGUGGUGUCUCUGGUCCGACUACCUUGCCAAACAGAGGCUGUUUCUCCCAGCAUUCGUCUGCAGAAUGCGUUCAAUACAAGCCAGGAGGACAUUUUGGAAGCUGAGGAAGGAUCAGCCCAUUCUGGAGCAGCAGAGUCAGCCGAUGAGCUGACGAGUCCAGCAGAAACCAACUACUGGACUGAACCCUACUGUCCCGAAAGUUCCCCAUACGGAGAACCAGAGCAAGACUCAGGCUUUGACUGUGAAUCCAACUCAGAUCAGCCAUACAUCCUUCUGGAUUCUGGAUCUGAGGAUGAGAAAAGCGAUUCAGAAACCUUUUACCUGGAUCCGGACGCACAGCAGGCCGUGGUGAUCAAACUGGACCCGGAAGCCGAGGCGAAUCAGGAGCUGUGGCUGGAGCUGGAGGAUGACCCCGAGGGUAAAUGUGAAGCCGAUGUUUUUGAAAUGGAGCAGAGCGAAGGCCAAAGCCCGGCUCUCUGCUGUUCGGCACAACAGGAGAUUGAAUCUGGAGCAGGAACUGAACAGAUGGAGAGUGAAGAUUUUUGUGCUGUUUGCAUGAAUGGAGGAGAUCUGCUCUGCUGUGACCGCUGCCCAAAGGUCUACCAUCUGGCCUGCCAUAUACCUUCUCUCAAUGGCUUCCCAAUAGGUGACUGGGUGUGCACGCUGUGUAGAACUGACAAGGACCCUGUGGAGAACACGCAGUCCUGUGAGGGAGUCCGAGUGCCUUACACUCUCUCCGACCAGGACCAGAGGAGGUGUGAGAAGCUGUCUCUUCUGCUGCACUGUCACCCACUCAGCGUUCCGUUCCACGAACCUGUCAGUCCACUGGCCCGAAACUACUAUCAGAUCAUCAAGAGGCCAAUUGAUCUGUCCGUCAUCCGAAGGAAGCUGGACAAAUGCAACACACUCCAUUACUUCACUGCCGAGCAGUUUGUUGAUGACAUCUUGCUGAUGUUCAAGAACUGCGCCACUUUCAAUUACCCAGAUUCGGAGGUGGCCCAGGCCGGCCGAACCCUGGAGGAGUUUUUCCUGAGCAAACUGAAGGAGAUCUUCCCAGAGCGGACUUUCCCGUCCGCCAGCCAGGACAGGAUGGACAAAGCUCGCAACCGGUGGCUCAGCAGGAAGAGCAGACAUGUCUUCAGUGGAAGAAAAUUUUACCUAUAAACUACAUGUCUUCUGUUUUUAUUUAGUCUUCUGAUGUAAAUCAGCAAACUUGUGCGGGUGUUUUUGCGAUUUAGGGUUGCUGGGGAAUAAAAACACAACUACAGACGGCAGAAUAUUCACAGAGACCCAUAUGGUUGGUCUGAAAUGACAGAUUGGUCUGUUGUUAUUUUAAUAAAAAAUGUACCUAAGUGUCUUUUCUGCUUAACAGGAAGGUCGGUCUAUGUUAGAAAUACACUAUAUUUUUCUACUUUGGGAGAGACAUCUGUCCUUAGGGCUUUUCAACAAGUUAUUUUUUUUUAAACAAACUGUUUGUUUUUUGAUGAGGGGGUGCACUUCUCUGUCAUCAUUCCUCACAUUUCCCAUCAUCAGGAGAGGGACCUGUAAGACAGACACUUGUACUUGGUGUAUACAGAUCCCUGUCAGUGGUAAUAAAUGUUAUUAGUGAAUAUACCUUGUAUCAAAUUAGCUUUGGUUUCCUGCUUUCUGCCAUCAUUUUUUUUUCCGUUUUUUAUUUUAAAGAUUGACCAGCUUGUCAUUUUAAGGCUUUAAUGAUUCUAUUUAUUGAUCUAAAAUGGGACAGUGUAGCAUUAAUGAACUAGUAAAUGUGCUGGAUUUAA
This is a messenger RNA of Fundulus heteroclitus (mummichog), 2628 nucleotides long. RefSeq names its product E3 ubiquitin-protein ligase TRIM33. The transcript is spliced from 9 exons. NCBI's taxonomy places the organism in Eukaryota, Metazoa, Chordata, Actinopteri, Cyprinodontiformes, Fundulidae. The record is from RefSeq and is a predicted model, not a curated record. Gene Ontology annotation, molecular function: protein binding. Bases 443 to 2011 code for a protein of 522 amino acids.